AUGAACGUUGGUGACCAUUUUCAUCACUGGGGAUUGCUGCUCGACGACUUCAAUGACCCCCUAGGAGGGGAUAAUUUCCUUCAAAUAAAAGGAGACCUUGGCCAGCAAUAUUAUAACCCGGAGAAGAUCGACUACGACGGCUUAGGCUUAUUUGACCUGAAGGAUGAGGUUUAUAUGUGCGAGGUGAGUGUUAAUCACCUUCGCCUCGUCCGACGUGCCGCUGAGAAAUCCCCUAUCCACCAUGAUACUCCGAAUUGGAACUCCCAGGACCACGUAAUUCAUGUGCUCGACACUCUGGAGGAAAUGGGAGUUCUGGACACUGAUGACAGCUAUUAUCGUCGGCAGAAGCGUGUGCUCAUGAGAAAGAAGGAAGAAAUUGAUUGGAGAGCUUGGUAG
This is a messenger RNA of Aspergillus steynii IBT 23096, 396 nucleotides long. RefSeq lists its product as uncharacterized. The record is from RefSeq and is a predicted model, not a curated record. The transcript has a single exon. Lineage: Eukaryota; Fungi; Ascomycota; Eurotiomycetes; Eurotiales; Aspergillaceae. The coding region runs from base 1 to 396 and encodes 131 amino acids.